Carlito syrichta (Philippine tarsier) is the source of this 6045-nucleotide messenger RNA. Its product is annotated as ethanolamine kinase 1. Gene Ontology annotation, biological process: phosphatidylethanolamine biosynthetic process. NCBI's taxonomy places the organism in Eukaryota, Metazoa, Chordata, Mammalia, Primates, Tarsiidae. The transcript has 5 exons. Gene Ontology annotation, molecular function: ethanolamine kinase activity. The annotation marks the transcript as partial. The record is from RefSeq and is a predicted model, not a curated record. Gene Ontology annotation, cellular component: cytoplasm.
AAUGACCUAUUGUGUAAGAAUAUAAUCUACAAUGAGAAACAAGGUGAUGUACAGUUCAUUGAUUAUGAAUAUUCUGGAUACAACUACCUGGCAUAUGAUAUUGGAAACCAUUUCAAUGAAUUUGCAGGUGUGAGUGAUGUAGACUAUAGUCUCUAUCCAGACAGAGAAUUGCAGGGCCAAUGGCUGCGGUCUUACCUUGAAGCCUACAAAGAAUUCAAGGGUUUUGGGACUGAAGUUACAGAAAAGGAAGUAGAAAUACUCUUCAUUCAAGUGAAUCAAUUUGCAUUGGCUUCUCAUUUCUUUUGGGGAUUGUGGGCUUUGAUUCAAGCCAAAUACUCCACUAUUGAGUUUGAUUUCCUUGGGUAUGCAAUUGUUCGUUUUAACCAGUACUUUAAAAUGAAGCCUGAGGUUACUGCAUUGAAAGUGCCUGAGUAAAGAAGAGAUUUAAUUAUUCUGAAGGACCUGAGCAGUGCUUCUGAAUCUUUUCUUAAGAAAUUCCAAAAAGCUGAUAUUUGUUAAAAUUCUGUUAUUUAAUUUGGUUAUCUUGCUUUACAAAUUAUGCCUCUAAACAAUCAUUCUAUUUUUUAAAUAGACUGAUGUCAAGAAAUAUACCUACUGCCCAUCAGUAUGUGGUGGACUAGAAAUUUAUAAAAUCUGCAAAAGACAUAAAGAUGUCAGUUUAAGCCUUUCUUUGAUAAUUUAAUCUAUGUUUUAUGUGAAUUAUUUAUUAUAAAUUUAACCUGAUUCUGUGACUGUUUUCAUCUGUUUCAUCUGUUUGUUGAGUAUAAGCAAUGAAAAUGUUCCAGAUACCUUUUCUUUAAGUUUUACUUUAAUAAGAUUAAUUUUAGUAAACAUUCUAGUUGUUCAGUGUAACCUUUUAAUCUUGAUGCACUGUAAGUAAAAUGAAUCAUUUAUUCUUGAAAUGCCAGUCAUUGACUGAUGUAGAUAACUUAGGAUGCUCAUGUAAAAAAUAUCUGUUUAGGAGGGUGAAAUACACUCACUCAGUCUCUGUUGGUGGUACAUCUUGUUGAGUUGAAUAUUAGAAAGCAUUUCUUUUGGGGGGACUAUAACUUGGACUUAACUCCCCCUCUUUCUACAUAGUCUGGCAGUAUAAAUAUAAAUAUUUACCAUAUAAUCCUGGAAUAAGUAUGAAUUAAUGUUACCAAAACCUGUAUUAAAUAAUGUUUUUAAGUGCUAAAUAUGGUCAUAUGUUACUAGUUUCAGUUUUUAAAAUUUUACUGUAUCAAAUUAUUUCUAACCAAAAAUUUUGUUUUACUUAUUGAGAUGCUCUGUGUUUUUGAUUAUUUAAUAGUUGCUAGUACUGCUUUGUAUACAAAUAUCCAAAGUUUAUCAUACUCGAAAAUAAGAAAUUAUUAUUUAGGUUAAUUCUUUUUUACCGAUUCAUUCCUUACAUUUUAGUUUCAUGUUUUAGUUUGGUUCCUUGUCUUUAAAGUGAUGAUUACUUGACACAUGUAAAUUCAAAGUAAUAUGUUGAGGCAGUUAAAGAAUUAAAUAAGGAACAUUUAGGACGCUUAUCUUGUACACUUAAAAUCUGACAAAUAACAAAAUGUGAAUUAAGCAGAAAUAGUCAUGGGGAGGGCUUCUGCUGUUUGUUUUUAUUUCUCUUGUUAUUGUUUUUAUGUCUUGUGUUUAGGGGUGAGAGGGAGGCAGUUAUUAUAUGGAAGCAAGUUAGAUCUUUGGUAUAGAUAAGUAGGUUUCAGGUUUUGACAUCUGCUCUGCAUAGUUGAGCAGUCACGAUUAACUUUACUUAGAAAAUUAGUCUGACAAGCUUUGCACUUUGGACACAUAAGUGCCCAUGUACAAAGUUGGCUUACUGGAUCUGCAUAUUCAAAAUAUGCAACUACAAAUUUAUCCUCUGAGAAAUCUUCUGGGAGUCUGACGUAUUAUUCCAAAUGACUUACAUUCUCAGACAAGUGCUUUAAAAAAUACUUGGAUUAUCUCAAGAUUUUUAAAGCUAAUGAAGUAAGUAGGAACACUUAAAGGCCAUUUUAAAUGGUAAAUUCUAGUUACAUACAUAGAAUCUUAAAAUACGUUUGUAUCUAUAACAGUGUUAGACCAAGAUUUGGUUUCUACCUCCCCAAUAUUAUAAAUGUUCACUUUUGUUUGUAUAAACCAUAUUACUGUAAGAUCAGUAGAGUUUGUCUAGUUGAUUAUGUGAAUAGAAUCAGUUAAAUAAUUAGUACCUUUUUAUAAUAGUAGCAUAAACUUGAAAAUUUGUUUUUGGUGGAAUUUUUUCUAUGGUUAGAACAUUCUCAUAGAACAGAUAAAUAAUAUGUGGUAUCUUGACUUUUUUUUUCUUUUUCUUUUUUUCCUUUCUGCCUUCAAAAGUUCAGUAGUGUAUAUCUUAUACAACUACGGGAGGAAAGAAGAUAGUUUUUCUACCUUGCUCUGUAUUCUUCAAACUAUUAUGAAUAGAGAUUCACUGAGCCAUUGCUAAUAGACUGUGCAUAGCUACUAGCUGUGACACUAUUGUGUUUUAGAGCAAUUCAUAUAGAAAUGAAUGUAACCAGGAGUAAAGUUUCCCACUUUAGCCCUGGGAAUAUACAUUGGAUCUUGGGAACAAAAUAAAAUAUUUAAUGUAUUUCUCCCACUCUUUCGCCAGAUUUUGGGUGUUGUGAUGUCUCUACUUCCUGUAUAGGUUUUUGGGAUCAUGGUGCAGGCUAGCAAUAGGGUUCAAAAUUGCUUCCCUUUAUGUUGACCAUUUAAGGGAUUCUAAAGGGAGGGUAAAUCUCAACAGCGCUCUAAAAUCAUCCCUCUUAAAGUUUGUCCUUUGGCUUGCUGAGAUGUCUGUUGCCUUUUUAUGUUCAGCUGAGAAACUUGAAUGCCUUACCUAAAAACUAGUAGUAAGCUCAUUUUGUAUAUAUGAAAACGGCUGUUAGAUGUGGCAUUCAUGUAUAUUCAGUGUUAGUCAAUAGACCAUAGUGGCCUGGAUGCUUUUACAAGCAAAAUUCCACAAUUUCCCCCCUUCUCCCCCACUUCGUUUGUAUGAUCUUACCUGACCAGUAAUGAUUUUUCUCUCCUAACCCCAUGCUACCACCAUUUUCUGGAAAUCAAAGAGCCGUGGUAGUAAAUUAUACUGUUCACAUGGUCAUCUGAGAUCAAUAUGAGCACAAAACUCAUCAACUAGGUCUGCCUGGAAUGUAUAUAAAACAGUGUAAAUAAAAAUUUGUAAAUUAGUGUGAAUUGUAUCUUGCAUAUGAGAUUGUGUAUUGUUUUGCAUUAUCUUCCCCUGUGUAGAAAUUUUUCUGUAAGGAAAUGAUCCAGCUUGUUGGUUUUAGACUAGAAAUAGCCAACAGUUCUGGCUACACAGUGAGAUCACAGGAACUGGAAAUAGGGUUUAUGGGCUUUGGUCAAUGUCAGUACUUAUUUAUUUAGCCUCUCAGUGCCUAAUAAGAUUUUUCAUCAUUUUUUAGUCAGCCGUUAGUUUUGUGAGGUUAGAUUUCUGGAAGCAGUGAAUUCAUACACUGUUACAAUAGUAGAACUUCAUUCUUUAAGUCAUGAUUCUAAGCUAAAAGACAUUAAAAAUAUAAUUUAAUGAUUGCAAACUGAAGUAUUACCAUUUUCUAUUUUUCAGGGUUGUUAACCUUUUUCUACAAAAAAACACCUUGAAAUUUUAUAUAUCGAUGUGAAUCUAAAUCCCAUAUAUGCAAAUAUUACAGAUAAUAGCUCUUAGUUCAAUUUAAGCAUAUCUCAGAUGACUUCUCUAAAUUUAAAGUUGUUCAUUCUAGUUGUCAUUAAAAGACAUAAAUAAUCUUUUAAUGACAGCUAUUUCCAUUUUUGCUGAAGUAAAAAUAUUUAACUUCAUAAAUAUUUGUAACUACAACUUCCAUAUUUAAAGAAAAAAGUUUCUUCCACUUUCAAAUAAAAGUUAAAAAGCCUUCACUUUUAAAAUUAUACAAGUGUUUCUUUUUUAUAUUGCACAGAAGCCUUCUGUACCAUUUUAUGAAUUUCUUUCUUCAUAACAUAAAUGAAAAUAAUACCUUGAUUUUCUGCUUUAAAUUGUUUUUAAUAAGCAUUUUAUACUGCAUUCCAAAGUGAUAUAGACUUAGACUUUUGAUAUUAAUCAGUCAUUCACUUGAUAGACAAAGUUAACAAUGCUUUAUGCUAGAAGAAUUUUGUUAUUGGCAGCAACUUGCACUACUUUACACAGAAGGCAAAUGGUAGUAGUUAUUAUUCACAGAGGAAAAAGUAUUUUAAGUAUGUGGUAAAACAGCUUUAUCUUUAUUUCAAAAUUGAUUUGCUCUGGAUUUUCUCUAGUCUAUUAGAUUUUAGAAUGUCCUUUUAUUGUGAAUUUAGUAACAUAUUAAGGCAAUCUGGCUUUGAUUCUUUUUUUAUUAUUAUUCUUUUUUGUUACAGUGAAUUACUUUUUUUCCCCCUUUUACAUACCAAUUGUGCGAUUAUAGUGUCAUGUUUGGGCUUGAUGUCUUUGGACAGAAAAAAGUAUCAGUUAUUUUAAAUCAAUUUUUCCCCAUCUUUUAAGCUCAGCCUAUAAAUGUGUUACUAUAACAAAAAAUACUUGGUUUUGCAUUACUUGAAUACUUGAAAACUAAAACUAAGAGGAUAUAUUCCAUAAUGAAUUUGAUCUUUCAGAACAGUUUUUACACAAAAUUUUCAUUUCUGGAUUAUAAUUUGAAAUGGAAUGAACUAUUUGGAUUGAAAAAAGUGACAAUGCUUAUAAACACUAUAAAUUUAAGGCAUCAAAAUUCAAGUUUUUGUAGGUUUCUUUCCUGAAAUUUUUUUGCCCUUCUUUAUUCAUUUGGUAUACUAAUGAUGUUAUAAAACACCAGAGUUAAAAUAUCAUUAUAUCUGUGUUCAUUGUGAAUCCUAUAGCUUUUCAUACUCUCUAAAAUACUCAACCCAGUUUUUUGAUCGACAUCUUACCUAGUAAUAUUUCUAAUACCAUUAAUCAUUCUAAUACUCCUAUCUCUAUAAAAAAUUGGAAACAUUAAAUAUUGUACUUUAAUGAAAGAGUAAGAAAAAGAACUGAACCAUUGGAAUUAUAGGCAGUUCCAUUUAUUAAAUUUCAAAACGCAAUAAAGGAACUUUCAGAGAUAGGAUAAAACCCAGUGGUAUCCAUGCAGAUUAGCUCCUGUGACCUGGAAAAGACCUCAGUGGAGGAGAUGAGAGUGUUUACUUGCUGUGGUUGUGGUAUGUUGCUACUUAAUUAUAGGUAGUGACACACUGACAUUUUUAUUGUCCAAUCUGUAGUUUCUUGUAUUUAUCUGUACUAAAGUGACUAUAAAUUAAUGGAAUCUGCAAAGAGGAACCUUUUUUACUGUACUGUAUUUAGGAGCCUUUAUACAACUAGGUCAAGUUUCCAUGAUAUGAAGUAUUUGAAUUUUAACAUAUACUAUUAUGAAGACAUGCCAUUAUGCCAUGCGAUUAAAUGAUAAUUUACUUGUUUAAUUUCAGAAGAAAAAAAUGAAAUGAAUAACUGUCAUUGCAUUAGCUGUAUGGUGAACUGGGAAAUGGUGGCAUAAAGCUUAAAUUUGUGUUUAUCAAAUGUGAACCAUAGUAGUAUAAUGCUGCUUUGUAUAUACUGUAAGUGCUACAAGUAGUCUCAGCACUGAAAAUGUAUUGAUACCUCUCAAAUGAAUGCAACUUUUGAUGUAGGUGUUUUGAAAGGCCUCAGAAAGUAUCUGAGUGUCUGAGAAUUUGUUAAUCUGUUUGGUAAUGAAGAUACUUCCUGUUUUUUGUUUCAUAUUUUCAUGUUUAAAAUUUAAUUUUUACACUUUACUACUGUUAAUUUAAGUAAAAUUUGUUCUGUGGAUAAAAUGGGGUUGGCAGUGAAGAAAAAAGCCCCAUUCAUGUAACUGCUUACAUAAAAAACACAUUGUUACUAUAUGUUCAUAAACUUCUAAUGAAGCUGUUUGUAUUUCUGUUUAAAUAUGUGAUGUUUAGGCAUUAUUUCUGUUUAAUAAGGCUUUUUACCAUUGAUUAAAUGAAGGAAUGUAUCUUUUUGAAGAGAUUUAUAUUCUGUAAAUAAAAAUUGGUUGUAACAAUAAAGUUGAGUUCUAACUACAA